AUGCUUCCACUACUCAAUGGUGCUGGGAUGAGACGGAGUAGCUGUGGAACGCUGCACGGUUGUUGGUCAGUACCUAAUGAAUGCAAUAGUAAUGAAUGCACCGCAAAUUUGCGAUGGUCCGUAAGUGGUCGUGGGUCGUUUCUUCGCUUACGUCUGGAAGCACUUCUUCGAGAUCUGCCAUCUUACGCAAUGUACAUUGCAUUGGGGUUCUCAAAUGAUCAACUUAUGGGUGAUGAUACAGUAAUAGAAUGUGUUUACAAUGGUGUUGAUGAGGGAAAAGCAUAUGUAUCCUAUAAUGAUGGCAAUUAUAAUGUUCGGUUGCAUGAGGCUUCAGCUAUUCUCAUUGUAAAUUCCAGUUUUAUUGUAAACGAUGAUACUUUCACUUGCUUACUUAAUGUCGACUUCAAACAGCUUUAUCGGUUGUCUGAUGAUGAACAGUUGAAAAAGAUGCAUUCAUUGUCGGAUGGUUCACUUUAUCCAUGGAUAACAACAACAAUGAUUAGUAUGUUACGGAAUAAAGAUGGAAAAUAUGAAAAUGUUAAAAAUGCUCGACAAGUUAAAUGGUUUUCACGUACUACCACGCAUGCGAUGGUAACUUUACACGUAAUCCUAAUGAUUUGGAGCUGGUGGUUUCUCUUAUCAAAUGCAAUAUUAUUAUCACGACAUUUUAAAACACUUUGGGCUACUAUACAAAUUGCUGAUAUGCCUAUUUGGUUUCAAGUAUAUAUUAGUUAA
Messenger RNA from Cercopithifilaria johnstoni, 735 nucleotides. Lineage: Eukaryota; Metazoa; Nematoda; Chromadorea; Rhabditida; Onchocercidae. The record is from the annotation of a GenBank genome assembly.